Molecule: messenger RNA, 1069 nt
Organism: Bombyx mandarina (wild silkworm)
Lineage: Eukaryota; Metazoa; Arthropoda; Insecta; Lepidoptera; Bombycidae
Product: phospholipase A2
Biological process (GO): phospholipid metabolic process; arachidonate secretion
Molecular function (GO): A2-type glycerophospholipase activity
Source: RefSeq, a predicted model, not a curated record
UAAACAAUAUCUCAUAUUUUGUUCGGUCGCGGCUGGAACUGGGACGCUCGACCUGGUGUAAACAUUUUAAUAAAUAAACAUUUAAAAAAUCUGCAACAACCAGUAAUUUCUUUAGUAUACACUGAAACAGAAAGGUCACAAGAGAAGGACAUACAGUUGAUGAAUAGCAGAAUGGACGUAGUGUAGUUGACGAGCUCACUAACUCUGCUGUCUUGAAAAUGAACUGAAAGCAACUUUUAGUACUGUAUGACAUUUAUUUAAGCCUUUGACGCAUCGAAUAAAAGAUUCCUGUGAAAUGUUUCGUCAUUUAUUCUGUCUCAUUGUUCUAAUCGCCGUUCAGACUAACAAAGCGGCAGAGAUCAGGAUCGAUCCGGAUAUUUUUGGUUUUCAAAGCGCCAUAUACGAAACCAACUUUGUGUUCCCUGGUACAAUGUGGUGUGGUGCAGGACAUGUGGCAGAGAGUUACGAGGAUUUGGGUUCGGAGUGGGAGACCGACAUGUGCUGUCGGGAGCACGAUCACUGCACUGACCUUAUACCCGCCGGGGAGACCAAGCACGGCCUCACCAAUGACUGCUUCUAUGCCAGAUUAAGCUGUGAAUGUGAUGAAAAGUUUCGGCUAUGUCUUAAAAAUGCUAAUACGGAUAUAUCGCAUACAGUUGGCAUGACGUACUUCGAUACUAUUGGAACGAAGUGUUACAGAAAGGACUACCCGGUCGUAGGUUGCCAGAUGUACGGAGGCAUGUUCAUGCCAAUUUGCUUGGAGUACGAAUUUGAUAAGAAGAGCAAACAGAUCUACCAGUGGUUCGACGUCAAGGGGUACUCUGAGUGAACACGAAUCUAUUGAAAUCACUUCCAGGAAAGUGCAGGAUUUUUUCUCUUAUUCUUUUCUCUUAUAUCCGUUAUAGACUAGUCAACAAGUGCCAUUUGCACCAACUUUUUUCAGCAGUCUCCGAAAAUUAUAAGCGAGGUGUCAUUCGAUUUGGAAUGGCAUCUAGAUGAUUUUUGAGAAAAAUGUAGUUCCGCUUGCAAAAAUUGUAAAAGUUAUUAACAAUUAACUAAAAAAAAAGGG